Messenger RNA from Notodromas monacha, 2179 nucleotides. The record is from the annotation of a GenBank genome assembly. NCBI's taxonomy places the organism in Eukaryota, Metazoa, Arthropoda, Ostracoda, Podocopida, Cyprididae.
AUGGAGAAGAUCGAAAAACUGAACGACGACGGCUGGAGACGAUUGAAGAGGUUUUUAGCCACAGAGGAAACAUCAGACGGAACAGAGGGAACAAAACGAAGAAGAGCAUGCAACCAAGAGGACGCACCUGAGACGAUGGAGACGGACAUGCUCAAAAGGAUGCAGAGGGCGUUAGAAAAACGAAAGAAAGAAGCAUUUGAGAUGAUUACAAGAAUUGACACGGAAUUGGUAAAACAUGCACUAAUGAAUGUUGGUGAACGUUUUGUGCUUGACAAGGAAGGUACAGGGAAGGUACAAACGCUAGAAAUCGGAAAAAUGCGCAUCCAUACGGGAAAGUUUGAGGACCUGAUGAACUUGUGGGAGAAACAGACAACAGGCGACGGACGGGAGAAAGAAGAAGACAGUGAUGAAGAGGAGAAGAUGGAUGCAGAAGGAUCAGGUGAACCGAACGGAGCAGAAGAACGUCAAAUGAACAUGGAGGUGAUGGACACCCAUGAAGAGAAGAAGGACGAAAACGUACGGCGUCCACUGAGAAGCACCCCCAUAGAAUCCAGAAUUGAUUUGCGACGGUUGCAGGAGGCCUUUAAGGUGUCAAAUUACGUACCAGAAGACCUUGCAACAUAUAUGCGACGAGUGGCAGAAAACAUGGGAAUGACCGAAGAAGUGUUGACAGAAUUAAAGGGAAAGGUUGACUUACCAAUCCCCGGAACGGUUGUGCAAGAUUUCAAAUUUGGCACGAAAAGGCUCAAAUUUCCCGGACCAGGACGGUUGCAGGAGGCCUUUAAGGUUUCAAAUUACGUACCAGAAGACCUGGCAACAUAUAUGCGACGAGUGGCAGAAAACAUGGGAAUGACCGAAGAAGUGUUGACAGAAUUAAAGGGAAAGGUUGACUUACCAAUCCCCGGAACGUACGCCAUCAGUGGAUGGGCAGCAGUGAUCGGCACGGGAACGUACACGGCUGAGGAAAUCAAGGAGAAAGUUUAUGCAGACCUGAACUUAGAUGACACCUUCGAGUUUGCGCAAAUUUACGUCAGAUGUGGAACAAAUGACAUCAAAGAGAUGUGUCUGAGGACGGAAAAAAUGGUCGUCAGCAACUUCCGAGGGUUCUUGACAAUGUAUGAGGAUUUCAUGGAUAAGAUGGCAACAGCAUUUGGAGUACCAAUAAUAGCAAUCGGAGCGUCACCACCAAACCCAACAUUGGGAGAGGAUGAAGGGAAAACGCUGGAUAAAGAUGAGGAAGGACUGCCGGUGGUCCCCUUAACAGUACAGGGACGAAUGAAUGCCGUUUCGGAUGAGGCAAGGAUGCAAGCUGGGCGAACGUUUCAAAUCAAACUGUAUGAGGAACUAAGGAGCAAAAUUGGAAUAAGACAAGGAGCGCAAGGUUCUCCAGGAUGGUGGGCAUUACCCACACCAAUCGAGUACCUAAUCAAAUACAGUAGGGCGUAUGGAAAACUAAAAAGUUUCGGACAUAUCGCCCCAAGAGGAUUAUUGAAAUUUGCAAGAGACCAUGGAAUGGUCAUUGCGUUUGGCUUGGAACUAUUACCAGGAGACAAAAGAUAUGCGGUGAAAUCAUGCUCCGGAAAAUGCGCAAUCUGGGGCGAAGAUGGAGGAGUCUUUUUUGGGAUACCACCAACCCAAGCCCAUGCACAUUGUGGUUUGACAGGACCAGUAGGGGCAUGCGAAGGAGGUGAAGAUAGGUUCUAUGACCCGGAAAGAAAAGGGGAGGCGGGAGAUCCAUUUAUCAGCACGUUGACCGGAAAGUUGGAGUACGACGAAUGCUUUACGACUGACAUGGCCUUAUACCACCCAAAGAGGCGAGACACAAAGGAAGGAGUUUGCUCAGGGGACGUCGUGAAAGUGCGAGGAUUGCAGUACCGAACAAUUGUCGUGUUCAAGACAUACAAAGGCUGCUGGGUGGUUGGCUGUGGGGGACGAUUCUUCUAUCCAAUGGAAAUGCUAUGCGUUGCAGAACGUCACGAAGUAUCACGACGAGUUUAAAAAGACGAAAUGACGUGAAUCGAGAAAUUAAGUUCAAAGAAAGAAAAAAGAAAAACGCAAAAUUAAGUUGAAGAAUGAAAAACAAAACGGGUAAAACGUGGUGAAAGAAAAGAAUGGUACUUGAAAGUGAAGUGACGGGCAUGAAAUUGUUUGAUACGGUUCUGAUUUUUUGAUAUGCGGC